AUGCCAAAGCCACGCACCUCUGGUACAUCAACUAGCAAAACCAUUAUAUUCAAUUCUGCCUCUGUGGCCAUUCAUGAAAUAGGGGAUGGACAUCGUCGGACCUCUGCCACCGUCUCCAAGAAAGGUCCUUAUCAAAAGAUCGAAGAACGCGAAGUGGUUAACUUUUUGUGGGAGAAUAUAAUAUGCAGGUUUGGAAUACCUAAGGAAAUAGCAUGCGACAACAAGCCACAGUUUAUCGGCGCAAAGGUCACAAAAUUCUUUGAAGAUUUGAAGAUAAAAAGGAUUACCUCAUCACUGUACCAUCCAAGCGCAAACGGACAAGCAGACUCAACAAAUAAAACAAUUGUGCAAAAUCUGAAGAAAAGGCUAGAAGCAACAAAAGGUCGUUGGCCCGAGGAAUUACCGGGGGUACUCUGGGCCUAUCGAACAACUGUCAAAUCAAGCACAGGAGAAACUCUGUUUUCCCUCGUGUAUGGCGCAGAAUAUUUGAUACCAGUGGAAGUGGGGGAGCCCACUUUAAGGUAUUCCCACACAAAUGAAGAAUCAAACAGCGAGGCAAUGCUAAUUAACUUAGAACUGCUCGAGGGACGCAGGGACCUGGCACAUGUCAGAAUGACAGCUCAAAAGCAAAGGAUGGAGCGGUAUUACAAUCAAAGAACCAACCUUCGUUACUUCAAAGUAGGGGACUUGGUCUUGAGGAAGGUGACUCAAAACACCCGAGAACUCAACGCCGACAAAUUAGCCUUUACAUGGGAAGGCCCUUACCCGAUUUCAGCUAUCACCGGUAAAGGGUCAUACGAGUUAGAAAACCAUAACGGAGACAAGCAAGGUUUUUUAGUGAGGUGGCGACCACAAGUAUACUACAAAACAACAGUAAUAAGACCUUUUGAUGGAAAGUUUUCAUUCGGGGAUGAUAGGGUAAUCUUUGCUUCAUUAGCAAAUUCCCAUCGGGAAGUUAAGUUUGAUGCCGAACAAAGGGCGUACGAUCAUUCAGGAGCACAAAGCACUAGAUGA
Molecule: messenger RNA, 1014 nt
Organism: Nicotiana tabacum (common tobacco)
Lineage: Eukaryota; Viridiplantae; Streptophyta; Magnoliopsida; Solanales; Solanaceae
Source: RefSeq, a predicted model, not a curated record